This is a messenger RNA of Eucalyptus grandis, 1936 nucleotides long. RefSeq names its product serine/threonine-protein kinase RIPK. Gene Ontology annotation, molecular function: ATP binding; protein kinase activity. The transcript is spliced from 5 exons. Bases 226 to 1551 code for a protein of 441 amino acids. The record is from RefSeq and is a predicted model, not a curated record. Lineage: Eukaryota; Viridiplantae; Streptophyta; Magnoliopsida; Myrtales; Myrtaceae. Gene Ontology annotation, biological process: protein phosphorylation.
CAAACGGGUUGUGUGAGGAAGUUGCAGACCUAUCUGAAUUUGAGGGCGGUUGGGGACUUGAAUAAAUAGUCCCUAAAUCAUCUCCAUCACCAGCCAUUUUUCCAUCUGCAACUUUCUGGCUUGAUUGCAGCUGGAACUUUUCCCUCAUUUCCUAGUUGACCGCAAAAGAAAUGGUCUUGUGAUUUUCGAAUCUAGGAAGCGAAGCGAUUUUAAUCUGCAUUGUCGAUGGCGGUCAAGAAGAAUUUGUGGAGCUACGUUGUGCCAUGCUGUGGCGGGAAAGGAACCGAGCUCGGCAAGCCCAAGAAAGUGGUGUCCAAGCAGAGUUCCUUCCAAAGGAUUUCUUUGUCGGAUUUGAGCAACCCGAGCUUGACGCUCUCAGAAGACCUUUCCAUAUCUCUUGCAGGGUCGAACCUCCAUGUGUUCACCCUGCAGGAGCUCAAGCUGAUCACCCAGGGCUUCUCGUCAAGCAACUUUAUUGGUGAAGGGGGGUUCGGGCCUGUUCACAAGGGCUUCAUCGACGACAAGCUUAGGCCUGGCUUGAAGGUCCAGCCUGUGGCUGUCAAGCUCCUGGAUUUGGAUGGAUUGCAGGGUCAUAGAGAGUGGUUGACAGAAGUGAUAUUUCUCGGACAAUUGAGGCAUCCUCAUCUGGUGAAGCUGAUCGGUUAUUGCUGUGAAGAAGAACACCGGCUCCUAGUAUAUGAAUACAUGCCUCGUGGCAGUUUAGAGAAUCAACUAUUCAGAAGAUAUUCAGUUUCAUUGCCGUGGUCAGCGAGAAUGAAAAUUGCUCUGGGAGCAGCAAAGGGCCUGGCCUUCCUGCAUGAAGCAGAGAAACCGGUCAUAUACCGAGACUUCAAAGCCUCAAACAUCUUACUAGACUCGGAUUAUACUGCGAAGCUCUCAGACUUUGGACUAGCGAAAGAUGGCCCCGAAGGAGACGACACUCACGUUUCAACCCGGGUCAUGGGCACUCAGGGCUAUGCAGCUCCAGAAUACCUCAUGACCGGUCAUCUUACGGCGAUGAGCGAUGUGUACAGUUUCGGAGUAGUCCUGCUGGAGCUCCUGACGGGGAGGAAAUCCGUGGACAAAACCAGGCCUGCCCGGGAGCAGAAGCUGGCCGAGUGGGCCAGACCGAUGCUGCGAGACCCCAGGAAGCUGGGCCGGAUAAUGGACCCGAGGCUCGAGGGGCAGUACUCAGAGGCCGGGGCGAGGAAGGCGGCCGAAGUGGCGUACCAGUGCCUCAGCCACAGGCCAAAGCAGAGGCCUACGGUGGGGACCGUGGUGGAGACGCUUGAGCCGCUCCAGGACUUCAACGACCUCCCGAUGGGCACGUUCGUGUUCACAUUUCCUCCUGAUGGUGAUCUGAGCAAAAAGAGAGAGGCGAGGGAGAGUGACAAGCCGAGGCAAGCUAAGAGAGACCGCGGCCAUCAUCAUCGUCAUAAUCAAAGGCAUCACAGAAGUCCAUCUCCCAAGUCUGUGAUUCAGUCAGACACUGCUUUGGGACACAGAAGCCCUAGACAUGGGUUUGGUUCACCAUUGCACCAGAAAGGAUGAGAAGAAUAUGAUUGACUGAUUGAAGGGGCAGUGUAAAUAAUCACAAGGUUAUGUUCAAGAUGGUUUUGGAUGACAUAGAGUUGAUUGUAGGCUUGAAUCGUAAGGUUCUUCGUCGUCGUCUUCUUCUUCUUCUUCUUUUUUUUUUUUUGGGCCUCUUGGAGGGUUGCCCUAUUUCCAGUGAGCAAGGCUUAUUUUGUUCCCCAUUUUUUGAAUGAACAGACUGAUCGGUUGAUUCUUUAAUACAAGUAUAAUGUACAGAGUCAAGUGAGUGAAAAGAACUUGUACAUCACUCCAUACCAAUGUUGCUAUUGAGGUCUUUAGGACUAUAGAAGAAAUUAUAGAAAAGUCUAAAGUUUAUUGUACUUCUUAUGCUAAUUUAGUCUCA